Messenger RNA from Brassica rapa (field mustard), 2083 nucleotides. RefSeq lists its product as uncharacterized. The record is from RefSeq and is a predicted model, not a curated record. NCBI's taxonomy places the organism in Eukaryota, Viridiplantae, Streptophyta, Magnoliopsida, Brassicales, Brassicaceae.
AUUUUUCAAUUACAGCAAAAAAAUAUCGAUAAAAUAUAUUUUACUUAUAUAAUAUUAUUUUUAAAUACAAUCACAAUUUUUACUGCUAAUUUUUAAGCAAUUUUUACUGCUUAUUUUAAAGAGAUAUUAAAAGAACUAAAAAUUAUUUUUUAAAAUAAACAUCGUUUUAUCAAAUAAUUACAAAAUAGUUUAAUGAGGUAGAUAUAUUAUAUUUUAUCAUUAUUAAAUUUAUUUUUUCCUUAAUAUUAAAUAUGCUUUAAAAUUUUAUGUUUGUAUGUUUGUGGAACUUAAUAAAACCAUAAUCAAAAUAACAAAGCAAAUCUGAAUUCUCAUUUUUAAGAUUAUUUAAAAUAAAUAUUAGUUUUCAUUCAAUAAAUCAAAGGCAUAAAGUUAUUAAAAAAAUUUAAAAUAUUUUAAUUAUUGUAAAUAUUGAUAUGUGUUCAUGAUCUUUCAAAAAUUUAUCACCUACUUACGCAUGUAACUUUCUAUAUAUCAUCGCUUUAUUUUCUAAUAUUUUUUAAAAAAACAUCAACACAUAAUUUGGUAAAUAUUAUGAAAAUACAUGCAGAUUUGACUUAACUAUAAUAAAAAAAUAAUUAUACUUCAUUUUGUAUUUGAAAGAAUAUAUGUAACUCAAUAUACUCACAACAUGAAUGAUUCGACUAAUCCAACUUAUAUAUAAAAUCAUAGAUUUAACUUUGAUAAGAAUAUAUAGUUUUAUAAGAAUAUUAAUUUAUUUUAUAAAUAUAAAUCAUAUGACAACUCAAAACAUAUUAAAAAUGAAAAUAAAAUAUUAACCAAGUGUUACAAUUUAGUUAUUUUGUAAAAUUUAUAUAUAUGCAUGAGACUUCAGAAUAUUAUCUUUUCAUUAUAUUAAUUUAUGUAAUUUGGAAUCAGACACUUUAGUUUUUUUUUAACUUCAUUCUAAGAACGAUAUAUCUUAAGUUAUAUAUAAUCUUCAUAAAAUAUAUUUACAUAUAUAAGACAACAACCACCUAAAUUAAUCAAAAUUUUAAUAUAUAAAAUAAAAAUAUUACAGUUGAUUUCAUAUAUGCAAUCUAAUUUACCCAAAUGAUAACCAAAUCGAUUGAAAAACAACAAAACCGAUUAGAUAUAACAUAUAUAAAAUCAUAUGUAUAAUUAAAGUAAUAUAAUAUUAUUAAUAUAAAUAUUGCAUAUAAAUUAAAAAUUAAUUAAAAAUUAAAAAUAAGUAGUAAUUAAUUAUAUUAUAUAUUUACUUUAGAAAUAUUUAUACCCAUGUAUGAACACCGGAAAAUCACCUAGUUUUGUAUAGACUAAGAUUGUUAUUAUUGCAAAAUAAACCUCAAGAAGUUACUUUCGUCACCCUGGGAAGAAGAAACGAGUGAGAUAUUUGACAAAGUCCUAAUUUUGAUCCAAAUGUACCAAAACCAUAGGCUAUAUAUUCGCAAUCAACGAAUUACUAAAAAUGUAAUAGAGAAACUGAUCAAGCUCGUUUACAAAAAUAAUCAGCAUCCUACAAAAAGCACUUUCUAUUGUAAUAAACUAAAUAAAAGCAACAUGUACAGAUCCGCGAGUUGGAACCGUGGGACAGAAGACUACUCGUCCGCACCACCUAAAGGACUGUGGAUGGGCUCGAUGAUCGGUUCCCUCGACGAUGACGAACUACCUUCAUAUAAUAAUCCACCAGAGGAGAUGAUCAAGAAGGAGAAGUCACGUGCCAAGUUCGCAGAAAACGCUAUUCACAUCAUUCCUUUUGUUCUUCUUGCAUGCGCUCUCGUCCUUUAAUGGCUCUUCUCAAAUCCAGAUGUGGAUGUUGGGAUGAGAGAGGAAUCUAUUGCGGCUAGGAUUGAAGGAUUGACAAUCGAAGGGGACAUUGACAAUGACAGCGAUGGAACUCAGACUGGUUUCUUGGGAGCCACCUUAGAACUAGGUGGUGAUUCAGACAAACCACACCAUGUUGAUCGGAACAGGCGAGCUUCAAGGAAACUGAUCAAAGGUUUCUAAGAUUUGUUUUGAUUAUUUUUAUUUAAUCUAUAAGUUUUGCUAAAACUAUGAAUGUUUGUUUUCUGGUUAAUGAAGGGGCAGCUAAAUUUAAAUCCAA